AUGAUGACAUCAGGAGGAAAAUAUUCAUCGAUUAAUAAUCAACAGUUACAAGGAUCUGUUCCGGCCGUUCCAGAUCCACCAACUGUCACCGUCAAAUUCACCGAUUCAAAUCUUCAGACAUUUCCUCCAUCACAAGCUCAAGGGAAGAUUACCGGUGGUUCUAGACCACCUCGAGAUGCAGAUGAUUCAUUUUCAAAACCUGUAUCUGGUGGUUCUUCUGAUGAACCUCAGCAGGGUGGUUGGCUUCGAAAUUUUACAGUUGCUGCUUACAAACCAUACUUUGAUGUCGACACUUCAGAUGUUCUAGAGAGGAUUAUAGACUCAGUUUUUCCAUUCAGAGGAACAUUUAAUGAAAAAACUUCUAUCAACCCUGAUUUGUACGGGCCAUUCUGGAUUUGUACUACAUUAAUAUUUCUAGCAGCAUCUAUGGGCACAUUUGUGACAUAUAUAGCACACAAGCUGAAGGAUCAAGAAUGGAACUAUGACAUAAAUCUGGUGACUUGGUCUGCUGGUUUGUUUUAUGGCUAUGUUACUAUCGUCCCUCUUGGCCUGUAUGUAAUCCUCAAAUACUUCUCUGUACCGGCGGGACUUGUUCAACUAUUCUGCCUAUAUGGAUAUUCCCUGUUUAUCUUUAUUCCAGCUCUGUGCAUGUCCAUUGUCCCACUGGAUAUAUUCAGAUGGGUGAUUGCAGGUGUGGCAGGGUUCAUGUCAGCAACAUUUGUUGCACUUAACCUACGGGCUCAUAUUAAGUCAGCAGGGGAACAGUGGUUCUUCAUCGUUGCUGGCAUUUUUCUGUUGCAGUUGGCUCUAUCCGUUGUUUUAAAGAUAUACCUCUUUACAGUAUCAGUUUAA
Messenger RNA from Lathyrus sativus (Indian pea), 852 nucleotides. NCBI's taxonomy places the organism in Eukaryota, Viridiplantae, Streptophyta, Magnoliopsida, Fabales, Fabaceae. The record is from the annotation of a GenBank genome assembly.